AUGUGGCGGCUUCUCGCGCUGGCGGUGUCCGCCGCCGUGCUGGCGGCGCCGCGGCCGGCAAUGGCGGGCGACCCCUACGCCUUCUUCGACUGGGACGUCUCCUACGUUACCGCCGCGCCCCUCGGCGUCAAGCAGCAGGUGAUCGGCAUCAACGGCAAGUUCCCGGGGCCCAUCGUCAACGUCACCACCAACUGGAACGUCGUCGUCAACGUGCUCAACGACCUCGACGAGCCGCUCCUCAUCACCUGGAACGGGAUCCAGCACCGGAAGAACUGCUGGCAGGACGGCGUGCUGGGCACCAACUGCCCCAUCCCCUCCGGAUGGAACUGGACCUACGAGUUCCAGGUCAAGGACCAGAUCGGCAGCUUCUUCUACUUCCCCUCCACCGCCCUGCAGCGCGCCGCCGGCGGCUUCGGAGGCAUCGUCGUCAACAACCGAGACGUCAUCGCCGUGCCAUUCGCACGCCCCGACGGCGACAUCACCAUCCUCAUCGGCGACUGGUACAACAGGAACCACACGGAUCUGAGGAAGAUGCUGGACGAGGGGAAGGACCUCGGGAUGCCGGACGGAGUGCUAAUAAACGGCAAGGGCCCGUACCGGUACAACGACAGCCUUGUUCCGGCCGGCAUCGAGCACGAAACCAUCGAUGUGCAAUCAGGACGGACGUACCGCAUCAGGGUGCACAACGUGGGCACGUCGACGAGCCUCAACUUCCGGAUCCAGGGGCACAACAUGCUGCUGGUGGAGACGGAGGGCUCCUACACCACGCAGCAGAACUACACCAGCCUCGACGUCCACGUCGGCCAGUCCUACUCCUUCCUCGUCACCACGGACCAGAAUGCCACCUCCGACUACUACGUGGUGGCCAGCGCCCGCAUGGUGAACGAGUCCCUCUGGCGCCGCGUCACGGGCGUCGCCGUCCUCCGCUACUCCAACUCCGGGGGCGCCGCCUCCGGCCCGCUCCCGGACCCGCCGCAGGACCAGUUCGACAAGACACUGUCCAUGAACCAGGCGCGGUCCGUGCGGUGGAACCUCAGCGCGGGCGCCGCGCGGCCCAACCCGCAGGGCUCCUUCCGGUACUCGUCCAUCAACGUCACGCAGGCGUACCUGCUGCGGAGCGAGGCGCCGGCGGAGAUCGGCGGGCGGCGCCGGGCCGCACUGAACGGGCUCUCCUUCUCCCCGCCGGAGACGCCGCUGCGGCUCGCCGACGCGUACGACGUGAAGGACGCCUACACCCUCGACUUCCCCGACAGGCCGGACGCCGCGCGGCCGCCCCGGAUGGCGCGGUCCGUCAUCAACGGCACGUACCGGGGAUUCAUGGAGAUCAUCUUCCAGAACAACGACACCAGGAUGCAGAGCUACCACAUGGACGGGUACGCCUUCUUCGUCGUCGGGAUGGACUACGGGGAGUGGACGGAGAGCAGCCGGGGUACGUACAACAAGGGGGACAGCGUGGCGCGGAGCACCGUGCAGGUGUACCCGGGUGCCUGGACGGCGGUGCUGGUGUCGCUCGACAACGUGGGGUUCUGGAACCUGCGCUCCCAGAACCUCGACUCGUGGUACCUAGGCCAGGAGGUCUACGUCAGGGUCGUCAACCACGAAGACGGCGCCAACAAGACAGAGAUGGCCAUCCCUACUAACGCACUCUACUGCGGCCAGCUCCACAAGUACCAGAAGGAGCAGACUCCUCAUCACAAGAUGGCGGCGGCAUCUGCCGCGGCUCCGUCGCAGUCGGACGUGGGGAGCCAGCUUGUCGCCGCGGCGAUGAUGCUCCUCGUCGGAGCCCUGACGUUCGCGUUGUAG
Molecule: messenger RNA, 1803 nt
Organism: Lolium rigidum
Lineage: Eukaryota; Viridiplantae; Streptophyta; Magnoliopsida; Poales; Poaceae
Product: monocopper oxidase-like protein SKU5
Exons: 6
Coding region: 1-1803 (600 amino acids)
Molecular function (GO): oxidoreductase activity; copper ion binding
Source: RefSeq, a predicted model, not a curated record